AGUCGCUCCCAGGAGUGACAAUGCCGAAAAUCACCUCACUCAGGAUGUUACCACUGGAUGCAAAGCAUCGCUGGAUGUUUGUAGCAAUCCUGUUCUAUGGGAUAUUGGUCAAGAACAACAUAGUUGGGAGCUCAGACACAAAUGACACCUGCAGACAAAAGAAUGUACUGUUUGCCAGUGCCAUAGAGUCAUCAUAUCAGUUUCCAUCUGAGGUUGUCUAUAAUAACUUCACUGGAAUGAAACUUUGUUUCAAUAUCAAACCUCGGGGGAAUAACAAAACACCAGCCUGUUGUCAAAAUGAAGAUUUCAACUGCAACUUCACAAUAAGGAAUGGUCAUGAAAACGACUUCUGGAUACUGAUUCUGAAUAAUGAGACUCUUUCCAAGCACGAUAUUGUACUGAUGAAGUCACCAGAUCAAAACUACAAUUGUAUGCCAUCAUCAAACACAAGUACCAGUUUCCUCCUAAAAAUUCACCAGUGCUUGAAUACAGGUGUCCAAAAUAUUAGAUUGAGCCAAAACAGCUUCUGUGAAGAAAUUCAACGCUAUGACGAAGACGCUUGCAAAGGUUUAAAAGAAACAGACUACAAUCUCACCAUUUCUUUUUCAAACAAGAGCCACCAUUGUGUGCCAUGUAAGCCACCUGGAAAAAAGCCAGGUGGUGCUAUUACUUUCCCUCCCCCUGAUAGGAAUAAUGGCACUGGUAUCAGCGUGGAAGAUGCAGCAAAAAUCAUGAAUAAUAUCUCCUUAUUGCUGGAACGCAUGGUCAAUGACAGCACAGCAACCAUCACAAUAGGCAAUAUUAAAGGGGUGAUCACUAAACUCCCCCCAAAAAAUCAAACCAACAUCAUCAUUGGCACUACAACAAGUGGUGAUAUAAAUAUUCUUGAGGAUAAUGAUUCGAUGAUGGGCUUUUCAGUGAAAAUCCCUUCAGAGGCCAGCGCCAUGGCAGUGAAAAGAAAUAGUUCAUUUGCUGCACUUCUAGUUUUUCCAGGAAUUCGUCAGGAUGACCCCAAAAGUAUUUUUCUUAACAAUGAGGCAAUUGGAAUUGAAAUGGGAACAGAAAUAUCCAAUCUCUCACAUACCAUAGACAUCAAUUACAGAAAUGUGGACAAGAAUGGAAGCAUUGCUUCUUGUAGAUCGUGGGAUGGAAAAGGGAAAAAGGUGAUCUGGAUCACAGAUGGCUGUAAGACAAAAAAAACCAAUGGCAGCAUCACAUGCCAGUGCUCUCAUCUAACAUUUUUUGCAAUACUCAUGUCCCCUACACCUGGAAACAUAAGCUCUUCAGAUUUCACGUCUCUGACCUACAUCACCUCAAUCGGCUGUGGCCUGUCGAUGUUUUUCUUGGCGGUGGCUCUCUUCAUGUACUGUUUGAUCAGAAAAGGGAAAGCAAGCCAAGCAACUAAGAUCCUGAUGAACCUGUUUGUUUCCAUGUUCACCCUGGACUUCUCCUUCCUGGUAAAUGAGAGCAUUGCCAAUCUGGGAAACUUUGGUGCAUGCGUGGCGGUGGCAGCAGUUAUGCACUACACUAUGUUGGCCACUAUUUCCUGGUUUUUUAUAGAGGGUCUACACUUUUACUUUACUCUAUGGAAGCUUCCCACUGACAUCAAACAUUACAUGAUGAAGAUUUGCGUCGCAGGAUGGGGCACACCAGCUGUAGUGGUGAUCGCUCUUGUCGCCGUGAGACAAUAUGAUUACAUGGUCAUUUACACCAAAGAUGGGAAUUCAGCAAAAAUGUGCUGGAUCUCUAAUGCUGUUGUCCACCAGGGGGUGAACGUUGGUUACUAUACUGUAGUGUUCAUCUUCACCUUCAUCGUAUUUAUCAUGACUGUGCGGAAGAUUGCUCUCCUGAAGCCUGCAGAAGGGAAAGCUCAAGAAACCAGCUCCAUCAGGACAAACGCUUUCUCCAUUCUAGGCCUGUUCCUCCUGCUCGGCAUCUCCUGGGCUUUUGCUUUCUUCAGCUAUGGACCUCUGCUCAUAGCCUCCUACUAUAUCUUCACCAUCCUCAACUCCUUUCAAGGUUUAUUCCUGUUCAUCUACUAUUUCAAUUCCAGCAAGAUCACUAGAGAGGACAAAAGCUUUACAACCAGCGGUAGCACCACAGAUACAUCAAACACAGUUAUCACAAAUCCACAUUGAUUAUGCUCUUCAAGUGGGGACAGAAAGUGUUCUGUGCCAGAGAUUAUGUUGACACAAGAGGGCAGCAUUUUAUUAUAUUCAAGCAAAGCCUCUGUUGAAUGAGGCGCUGGUAAGAUGCUAUAAAAAUCUUCUCAUUCUCCCUGACUACCCAGAUAAUUUGGAUUACCUUCAUUGAGAAAAAUGACUAAUGAGUCAAGCACUGACACAGGAGAUGGAGUAAUCUCCUGGAAAUAAUUUGUGCCGAUGACUCAACAGAAGCCCUGUUUUACUCACUGUGAAACACUCAGAAACGAUUGUUAUUCACUCAGAAUAUAUCACAAAGGUCCUAAAUCAAAGCUUCAGUCAUAAACUGGAAUGUUCAAAUAUUCAAAUGUUCAGAGAAAUAUGACCGAUGUGGUUGUCAUAUGGACUGAAGAUGGCAAAGCGUAAAGAAAAAAAAAAAUAAAAAAUCGCAGGGAAGUCUUAUCUCUCACACUCUUCAGUGUUUGGGGGCCGAGCUAGCCAGCUAGCGCUUUGCGUGCCUGCAGAUAAUUACCUUGUGCCUACAGAGAGCAGUAUCCACUGUGCGGGGAGCCUUAACUGGCUAACAAGAAAUGAGCUCAUGGCUACCUAUAGUGAUAAGAGGCCUGAGGGCACGCCACUAUGUUGAAACUAUUCUCUGAAAUAUGGCUGUAGUUAACUAGCAUUUAAACCGUUUAAUAAGUUAAGUGUAUCUUGGCGAAAUGCAUUACCUUAAUGACCAGGAGUCAUUGGAAAUUGUGUUUUUUUUGUGUGUGUGCAAUUGUUUCCUAUAGAUUUAAUGUAUUAAAUAUUAAAUUCAUAACAGAUUCAAUCUUAAAACAUUAACCAUGAUAUAUAAUAUAAUAUUUUGGAUAUAUAAGUUUUGGAUAAAGAUAUACAGAUGCCUGCUUCUUUUCUAUUUGUUUUUGUAUUCUAAUAGCCUUAAAAGGAACACACUCGUCUUUUAUUGAAAUGUUUGUUACGGCUUGUCAAGGUUUGUUUUUA
Perca fluviatilis (European perch) is the source of this 3143-nucleotide messenger RNA. RefSeq names its product adhesion G-protein coupled receptor G1-like. Bases 21 to 2138 code for a protein of 705 amino acids. Gene Ontology annotation, biological process: adenylate cyclase-activating G protein-coupled receptor signaling pathway; cell surface receptor signaling pathway. Gene Ontology annotation, molecular function: G protein-coupled receptor activity. The transcript is spliced from 18 exons. Gene Ontology annotation, cellular component: membrane. The record is from RefSeq and is a predicted model, not a curated record. NCBI's taxonomy places the organism in Eukaryota, Metazoa, Chordata, Actinopteri, Perciformes, Percidae.